This is a messenger RNA of Porites evermanni, 3731 nucleotides long. NCBI's taxonomy places the organism in Eukaryota, Metazoa, Cnidaria, Anthozoa, Scleractinia, Poritidae. The record is from the annotation of a GenBank genome assembly.
UCGUCAUGUUUUCACCUUCUUGAUCCUAUAUUUGAUAAAGUUUCCGAACGUUUUCUUAUGAAUCUCGUAACAGCUAUCAUCAAUAUCAUUGCCUCUCCUUUCGCUGUGAUUUCAAACGUGUUAAUCACCGUCGCCAUCUUCAACAAUGCCCGACUCCGAACGCCAUCAAACAUUCUGAUAUGUUGUUUGGCUCUCUCAGAUAUCUUGGUUGGCCUUGCAGUUCAACCAGGUUAUAUCACCUACAGACUCAUGGAAAACCAGCAUCGGUCAGCUCCUUGCUUUGUUCGACUUAUAUACGCCAAUGCGUUCUAUAUUUGUUGUGGGGUUUCUUUUAUGACAUUGACGGCCGUCAGCUAUGAGCGAUUUGUUGCUGUUCGUUUACUGGCAAGGUACAAUAACCUUUUCUCAUCAAAACGCGUUCUUAAGUAUGUGGCUAUUAUCUGGGUACUGAAUAUUUUGUUAACAACUCUUCAAUGGGUGGGUGUAACCAAAAUAUCGAAGGCUGUGCAUUUGAUGGUGUGGUUUUUCUGUCUUUUGGUUUCUGGAAAAACACACGUUGGAAUCGUUUGGGUGUUGCGGAGACACCGUCUUCAGAUGCAACCACAACAAACUAUUAACGAAAACAUCCGAAAACAGAGAGAAGCCAGAAUUUCGAGAAGAAUUUUGUUAAUUGUUGGAGUCUAUUUUCUUUUAAACACGCCUGUUCUAUUAGCGAAGAUGUAUCAUCAAAUUCUACAGCAGGACAUAAAAACUUAUAACCACUUUAGCUGGACGGAAACUCUUGCUUUUUUGAACUCGUGCACAAAUCCAAUGAUCUGCUUUUGGAAAAACCGACAAGUUAGGCAAGGAGUACUGACAAUGCUUAAAACAAUAUGUUGCUACAACUAAUCAUUGUAUAAAAGCCGUAUUGAAUUUUUUUGUUGCUUGUCUUCGCUUUCUCUUCCUAAAGUAUACAACUAAAGCCAAGUGAAAUUCUAAAGAUUAAUUGUCUUAAUUUUUCAUUCUAUUAUCAAAGUAUGAAGAACACAGUCAAGUAGCACAACCCUUUUUAUUUUAUUUUAGCAGAUAGAAGCAUGUAAAUUUUCUUUGCCAACAGAGUUGGUCUAUUUUAUAUUUACUGCAGACAUAGAGAAAGAGUUUUCCUAAUCUUUCACACGCACAAUGUCGUCGAAUUGAAGGUAUAACAUUCAAUGGAUAGUCUAGGAUUGAUUUGCUCUCUAACGCCUCGUUGGGUAAAAUGGCAACACCCUAAACGAGUCGUUUCAGUGUCGCAGACUUAGUUACCAAGGUAUAUCACGGAUUGAUGUAUUAUACAGUUAAUUAACGAUUAGUCCACCAUCGCUGUCUGCUUUGCUAAUAAAUACAGCCAGUAGACAGUAUAGGUCAGCGAAUUUCAGUGCGUCAUUUAUAUGGGGAAAAAUUACAUGAGCCAUUCUACCAUACUCUCCAAAUGUGGUAACUGUACGUGUCCGCUAAAAAUUAAAACAAGCUGAAAAUCGGUUGUUUUUACAAAUAAAGUCGGGAAAAAUUCUCGAUAUUUUGUGGAACAAUUAUUCCACUCGCGCUUGUUGGAUAUGAGAUGAUUAUAGCCAAUUCGGCGCUAUGCGCCUCGUUGGCUAUUGACCAUCUCAUUUCCAACGCACACUCGUGGAAUAAUUGUUAAAUAUACUAACAAUUCUUGCCUGGUUUGAACACAACACUAUACCCUCAGGAUUAAAAGGUGCACGAAAAAAAAUCAUUAAUUAAUUUAAUAUUUGUAGCAAAGGAUUGUAUGUUCCAAGCAUUAUCGUAGUUUAGCCUGUGAUCAUGCCCUCCAUGACUGUAUGAUAUACAAUCUACCUCUAUUAUGUCGAAAACAACAACAACAAAAAAAGACGCCUGGUCGUAGGUUAUAUGUGGUCUUUUCUUACAAGUAUAUAAUGGAAAUCAAGAACCUGAACAAUGAUACCGUGACAUUAAUCUCAGUUUCUGUGUCAAUAUCACUACUCCACACUAAUUGUAAAUGUCACUCCUGUUUUCUUAGUGCGUUUUGGGAAAAAAAAUGAUAAAUUUCAUAUUUGCUUUCAUUUCUCAAGGUUAUCUGAACAUCACGCUUGAAUUUAACUGUUAAUGUUUAAGUUUAUUUCUUUUCUUUCUCGGAUCGAAAACGUGUUACUUAGCUGACUAUAGAAACAUGUACAUAAAAAACUCUAAAUUCUAAAUCUACGAAACAGGAUAUGCUGCGACAAUGCUUUUAUUAUUUUACGGAACGAAACUUAAAUUUAAGCUUCUACACGUUUCAUGUUGUUCUUUUUCAAUGUAGGUUCAACCAUUUAAACUUUGCGUCGGAAAAUGUUUCAGAAAAGAAAUCCACUUUUCAUGUGUUGUGGCUGCGUUCCACAAAAUUUGCAAUUUGAUUGCAUCACCCUGACUGAGAAUAAUAAAUGAAAAAUGUUUGUUAAAGCUGAUUGCAUGAUGCAACAAAACACAAUGUGGUGUAAAAACCUAUAACAUAGCAUCCAAAGAAAAUCUUUCCAGAAUUAUCUAACGUUACUUUAUUAAAAAGAGAGCUUUCCGGGUCAGGAGCUUUCUCGAAUCAUUCAGUCUAGUGAUCUCAGUUUAUUACAUAACUCGAGGAUAGGCUGUUAAGGAUUUUUUUUUUCAAGUAAGAGUGGCAGGUGUAUAUUUUUAAAUUGGAUUUCACGUCAACAAAAACCAAGAAAAUAGAUUAAACGUAUUAAAACAAAUGACCUGGCCAAAUAUCGUGGACUAACGUUUUUGAACACAAUAUAGUCGACGGCCUACUGAUCAUCAUCAUCAUUAUGGCGGCGAACAAUUCUUCGACUACAGUCUUACCACCGCCUUCAUCUUGUUUCCAUCUGCGCGAUCCUUCUUUCCAAAACGUUUCCGAACGUUUUACUAUGAAUCUCGUAACUGCUGUCAUCAAUAUCAUUACCUCUCCUCUCGCUGUGAUCUCCAACUCAUUUAUAGCAGUCGUCAUAUUUACCAAUGUCCGACUUCGAACACCGUCAAAUCUUCUCAUAGGUUGUUUGGCGCUCUCAGAUAUCUUGGUUGGCCUUGCAGUUCAACCAGGUUAUAUUACCUACAGACUCAUGGAAAACCAGCAUAGGUCAGUUCCAUGCUUUCUUCGAAUUUUAUACUCCAAUUCUUUCUAUAUUUGUUGUGGGGUGUCUUUUAUGACACUGACCGCUGUCAGCUAUGAGCGAUUUGUGGCUGUGCGAUUGCAGACAAGGUACAACGAUGUUUUCUCGUCAGGACGAGUCCUUAAAUAUGUGGUGGCUAUUUGGACUCUGAAUACUUUGUUGACCAAUCUACAAUGGGCAGGAAUAAGCAAAAUAUGGAAGGGCAUUCAGUUGAUUUUGUGGUUUUUCUGUGUUCUGGUUUCCGGGGCAGCAAACAUUGGGAUUGUUUUUGUUUUGCGUCGACACCGCUGCCAAGUGCAAAGCCAUCAACUUUUUACUGAACUUGUGCGUAGGCAUAGGCAAGUCAAACUUACAAAAAACAUCUCGGUCGUUGUUGGAAUUUAUUUCCUUUUUAACACACCAUUUUUGUUCGCAAAAAUCUACCACCAGAUUUUACAGCAAGACAUAAAGACUUACAACCACUACAGCUGGUCAGAAACACUGGCUUUUUUAAACUCUUGCACGAAUCCUUUAAUCUGCUGUUGGAAAAAUCGACGAAUUCGUAAAGGGAUCGAGACAGAGUUUAAAAAAAUCUGUUGUAAUCGCUAG